AUCUCUGCACUGUCAGACAGACAGUCUGACGACGAGCUGCCUCACAGUUUGGUGUGUGUGUGUGUGUGUGUGGACAGAGAUGUCAGGGCAGCGUGUGUGUGUGUCCGACUUUGAGGAGGAAGCCAGAAAAGUUCUUCCUAAAGCUGUGUAUGACUACUACCGCUCAGGAGCAGAUGAGCAAAACACGCUGGCUGACAAUGUUGCUGCCUUCAACAGGUGGUGUCUUGUCCCUCGGGUGCUGAGGGAUGUGUCCACAGUGGAUCUGUCUGUCUCAGUCCUGGGUCAGAGGCUCAGCAUGCCUCUCUGUGUUGCAGCCACAGCAAUGCAGAGGAUGGCUCAUCCUGAGGGAGAGACAGCGACAGCAAGAGCAUGCCAAGCAGUAGGAACAGGGAUGAUGCUGAGCUCCUGGGCCACCUCUACUAUAGAGGAAGUGAUGUCAGCGAUGACAUCAUCCGUGGGCAGUGAGGGCGUCCUGUGGCUGCAGCUGUACAUCUAUAAGGACCGAGAGCUCACACUGUCACUGGUGCGCCGUGCAGAGGAGGCGGGCUAUAAGGCUAUCUUUGUUACUGUGGAUACGCCAUACCUGGGGAGGAGAUGGGACGACAUGCGCAACCGCUUUAAACUGCCCACACACCUGAGCAUGUCUAACUUCUCCACAGUCUCCCUGGCUUUCUCUGAGGGAGACUAUGGCAACGACAGUGGUCUGGCUGUUUAUGUGGCCAAAGCCAUCGACCCCACUCUCUGCUGGGACGACAUCAUGUGGCUGAAACAACACACACGUCUACCUGUGAUUGUGAAAGGAAUACUGAAUGGUGACGAUGCUGCUCAGGCUGUUAACCAUGGUGUCAGUGGCAUCCUGGUGUCCAAUCACGGAGCUCGACAACUGGAUGGGGUUCCUGCCACGCUGGACGUGUUGGAGGAGGUGGUGGGGGCUGUGCAGGGUCGCUGUGAUGUCUACAUGGAUGGAGGCAUAAGGCGCGGGACAGACGUCCUGAAGGCCUUAGCUCUGGGAGCAAAGGCUGUUUUUAUUGGUCGACCGGUGCUGUGGGGCCUCGCCUGUCAGGGAGAACAGGGAGUUACUGAGCUCCUGGAACUUCUAAAAGAGGAGUUGCGACUGGCUAUGGCACUGUCAGGUUGUCGCUCUGUAUCCGAGGUGAGCAGGUCCCUGGUCAGGAGAGUGGAGUUCAACUCCAGGAUGUAAGGGGAGGAAUCUGUGGCUGAUCGCUCGACAUUGAUUUUUAUGAUCAUGGUUUUUACUGAAUGUGUAAACUGUUGUUUAAAGUCUUAUGUCUUUGUAACUUUGUCAAGUCUGAGAAAAUGACUCAGGUGACUGUGACUGUAAACUAAGGAUGUCAUGUUCUAUUGAGGAAAUGUAGGAUGCAGUAGUCAGGAUAUCUCAGCCUGUGCUGCAUCACUUUUCUUUUUUAAUCCCUCUCUUGGUCCCUGUGCUUUAUGGAAAGUGCAGUUGUAAAUUGUUGGAGUAGUCCUUUAAGUCCCAUAUAUCAUAACGUAAUAGUUUUCAUACUCUGACCUUUCUCUACAGUCCUGCAGUUUCUUCAUGUAGAAGUCCAAUGCCUCACAAUAACCUUCACAUUCUUCUGCACCUGUCCUCUUUCAAGAAACAGUUGUUCCUCAUUAAAAUUAUUGCUCUCA
Lates calcarifer (barramundi perch) is the source of this 1653-nucleotide messenger RNA. It is a transcript of the gene hao1, whose product is annotated as hydroxyacid oxidase (glycolate oxidase) 1. The record is from RefSeq and is a predicted model, not a curated record. Gene Ontology annotation, molecular function: FMN binding; oxidoreductase activity. Lineage: Eukaryota; Metazoa; Chordata; Actinopteri; Centropomidae. The transcript has 8 exons. The coding region runs from base 80 to 1201 and encodes 373 amino acids.